Molecule: messenger RNA, 1164 nt
Organism: Histoplasma capsulatum G186AR
Lineage: Eukaryota; Fungi; Ascomycota; Eurotiomycetes; Onygenales; Ajellomycetaceae
Product: protein kinase
Exons: 5
Coding region: 1-1068 (355 amino acids)
Biological process (GO): spliceosomal complex assembly; regulation of mRNA processing; protein phosphorylation
Molecular function (GO): ATP binding; protein kinase activity
Source: RefSeq, a predicted model, not a curated record
AUGGCUUCAUUGCCGUCACCAACACGCGAAUUUUCGACGUCUACAUUCCCCGAGCGGAGCUCGAAGGAAUUGAUCGAAGAGGAGAGUAUUCCUUCUUACAAAGCGGAACAGUUCUACCCGGUCCAUAUUGGACAGGUGUUCGAGUCAAGAUACCAAGUCGUUUCCAAGCUGGGUUUCGGGACAUCGUCGACGGUUUGGCUUUGUCGGGAUUUAAAAGAACAUCGAUAUCUCGCUCUCAAAGUGUGCAUCCGAAAAGAGGGAACGGAACAACAUCAGCACCAUGAGAUUACAGUUUCCCAGCAUCUCCACGAUUUCCGUCUCGAGAGUCGCGGGGGGGAAGAGCUUGUCCGGAGAGUCCUUGAUUCCUUCGAAGUCACCGGUCCCAAUGGGUGCACCAAUAUCUCCUCCAACAAUCUCCUCCAGGGCAUCCACGAUGAUUCCAUCCUGGAACAGCUCGAACAGGAAGAAAUCGAUCAUCCAAGCGCGAGGAAAAGCCUGGAAAAUGGUCGUGCCAUAUAUACCUCUCGACCCAUGCCAAUAUGCACUGGGUUUCCCGUGCUCUGCGAUCUUGGGGAGGCGCGGAUUGGCAGCGGUAAGCAUCGAGGGGAUAUCAUGCCCGGGAUAUACCGGGCACCAGAGGUUAUCCUGGGCAUGGAAUGGGACUGCAAAGUUGAUAUUUGGUCCAUUGGUCUAAUGACAUGGGACAUAUUCGAGGGCGGACGACUAUUCAUUGCCAGGAAGGACGGCAUAUUAGACGACGAGCAACAUUUAGCAGAAAUUGUAUCAUUGUUGGGUCCUCCGCCUCCGGAAUUUAUCAGGGGAAAUUCCAAAUGUCUCGAGUGCUGGGAUGAAGAAGGAAACUGGAAGGGCUCCAUACCCAUCCCGGAUCAAUCUUUCGAAACACGCGAGUGGCGACUGGACGAGGAGGAUCGCGCUCUAUUUUUGAAAUACCUCCGAAGGAUAUUACGCUGGAGGCCGGAGGAGAGGCCAACAGCCGAGGAGCUCGCUUUUGAUGACUUUCUCAUGCAGCCACUCGUGGAGUCCCGUGCGCGUGCUGCGGGGAAUUAGGCAUUUUCUGCGCACUUUUUGGACUUUUUUUUUCGGUUGUUACUGUACAAUAUAUAUGAGUAGAAUCUAAAUUUCGGAUACCCUCUUCUCUGCCUC